UCGACAUCUUGCAGAUUCGAUGACGUGGACAAAGCCGAUGGUGAGUGGAAUACCGCCGCUGCCGCGCAGCCUGCACUCUGCCGAGCUCAUCGGGUCGCGCAUGUUCGUGUUCGGCGGCUGGGUGCCCCUCGUCAUGGACGACGUCAAGGUCGCGACCCACGAGAAGGAGUGGAAGUGCACCAACACGCUCGCUUCCCUCAACAUAGACACGACGACGUGGGAGCCGCUAGCGAUGGAGGUGUUUGAGGACGCGGUGCCGCGAGCGCGCGCCGGCCACUGCUCCGUCGCCAUCAACACCCGCCUCUACAUCUGGAGCGGCCGCGACGGCUACCGCAAGGCCUGGAACAACCAGGUGUGCUGCAAGGACCUGUGGUUCCUCGAGACGGAGAAGCCGCCGGCGUCCUCUCGUGUGCAGCUAGUGCGCGCGAGCACCAACACGCUCGAGGUGUCGUGGGGCAGCGUGCCGACGGCGGAGGCCUACCUCCUGCAGCUGCAGAAGUUUGAGAUGCCACCACAGCAGGCGAUGGCACCCGCCGGCACACCGGUGCCCAUCAACACACCGAAGACGUACGAGCGCACGCCCGUCAUGGCCGUCCACCCGCCGCAGGUGAAGUCGCCCACGCAGCUGCAGACGAUCCGACUUCCCGCCGCUGCCCUCAGCUCCAUCAGCAACAACCCGGCCGGGACGACCAUCUUGCGAGCAGGGGGCGGACAGCAGCUGAAGGUCGUCGGCAGCACCGCGCAGCUGCUCAGCGGAGCUCAGAUGCGAACCAUCUCCAUCGCCGGGACGACGGCGACGGCGACGACGUCGAUGACAGGUAUCGCCGCCCUGGCGGCGGCGGCCGCGCAGACGCAGAAGAUCACGAUGACGCAGUCGUCGCCGACGACGAGCAUUCGCGUCGUCACGCCUCAGGGCACCGUCAUGACUCCGCAAGGCCUUAAGCUGCAGACCGGUCAGCAGGUGCGGCUGACGACGCCGGCCACGACCAUUCUGAAGACGGCGGCGGGGGUGGCCGGGCAGCAGCUCGGGGGCAAGCAGAUCAUCACCGUGCAGAAGACGAGCGGCGGCGUCGGGCAGCCGCAGAUCGUCACGCUCGUCAAGACGACGCAGGGCAUGCAGGUGCAGCAGGUGCAGCAGCAGCCGCAGCAGCAGCAGGCGCAGGUGCAGGUGCAACAGCCGCAGAUACAGACGGUUCCAAAGAUGUCCAUCGUGCAAGCUGGUCAGAACAGAACCAUACAGACGAUGCAACUCGCAGGGGUGAGUGACCGCGAGCGAGUUAUACACUACGAGCGAUUCAUGCGCGAGAUAUAUACUACGAGAGAGACGUCAACGUGCAAGACCACAGACACGGCGACGACGAGCAAGAAGGAGGGAGCGGAGACGAACACGACCGACAGCGCGGCCGCACAACCGCCCCCUGGCGGCGCAAAGGCGCAACCGCCCGCAGCGUCGCAGGAGGUUGAAGAGGAGCAGAAAGCCACGUCGCCGGUCGUCGUCGUGACGACGGACUGCCCUCGUCUGCAGUAUCCCGCUGCUUCCAUGACGACGUCCACCAUGACAGCGUGUCUCACGGCUUCGCAUAUCGGUCUGACUCACACCACCGACAGGUAG
Molecule: messenger RNA, 1612 nt
Organism: Priapulus caudatus
Lineage: Eukaryota; Metazoa; Priapulida; Priapulimorpha; Priapulimorphida; Priapulidae
Product: host cell factor 1-like
Exons: 11
Coding region: 20-1612 (530 amino acids)
Biological process (GO): chromatin remodeling; regulation of DNA-templated transcription
Cellular component (GO): histone methyltransferase complex
Molecular function (GO): protein binding; transcription coactivator activity
Source: RefSeq, a predicted model, not a curated record